AUGAUUCAUGUGCUAAUGGGCGUUUGGUGUCGCCGCAACACCACCCUUGGCCUCCGCCCUCGUGCUUACUUCGAUGAUAGUCGGGUCAGUUUUCCAUCUGACAGUGUAGAGGCGGCCACAGCUGCAUGGCAAGAGGUGCAUCUCUUUGACCGUCUGAGUGGCCAAGAGACCAACACGCGUAAAUCAUUCGCUGUUGUGCCUAAGCCGUCGCUCUCACAGACGGUUCAUGUAGCCACGGACGGGACUCUUGAGGUUCGAGAAGAAGCCAAAGUCGUUGGACACCAGGUUGUUGCUGGUAAGCUAAGAAGGAUUGCGGUUAGUGAAGAACGGGCUCAAACCUGCGUUGACACUUUGCAGAAAAUCCGCUCUGUUGGUGUUGCUCCGCGAGCUGCCGAGAAGUAUGCUGUCACUAAGGCCAUGAAGCAAUUCGUGUACGGAUGUGAGGUCGGUCGUCCUGCAGCGCAUUCCUGUGAGAAGGUUCGAAACGCCAGUGCUGCCACCUUGUGGACUGAAGCGCGCACGCAAAGAAACCCCGAGGUUUUGUUCACUAUGCUGCGCAAAGGCCACCUGGUGGAUCCAGUUCAGGCGGUGCUCUUCCAGACUGUCAUGGGUCUUCGUAGGCUGUUUCUGAAACGACAGGAUCUCUAUGAGCGUGCUCGAGAACUUUGGCCACAGUGUCAGCAAGCAGGUAGUUCUCGCAUGGCUGGGCCAAUUCGCAACCUGGCUUUUCUGCUGAAGGAGGCUCAGUUACACUGGGUUGAUUUUGACACAGUCGCCUCCCGCCAGGACAGACGUCUGUUUCUUUGGAAGGGCAGUGGUUCGUUCUUGGCACACCGACUCCGGGAAGAGCUGCGUUGGAGCAGGUGGCAAAGCAUUACCCGUAAAGAUAUGGUUGGCAUCCAAAGCGAGGUCGGCGUCAACAUCUUUGCGACCACAUGCCUCCUUCGUGGAGGCAUGAAUCGUGUUGACCUUGACUGUUUGAUCCCCAACUGCCGGCAGCAGCUCACUCACUUCUGUGGCGGCUCCCUGUCGUGCUACAUGAAAGGUGUUCUUGAAGGCGUGCUUUCCGGUGCUACCACUGCCCGGUACCAGCUUGUCAAACAGCAACUAGCUUGCAGUGCGACGUGCAUUCAUUGCGACCGCAACGUUGAUGAGACCAAGGAGCACAUGUACUGGGAAUGCCCGGCUUGGGAUUACAUCCGCCGUGCCACUGUCGAGCAAUUUUGCCCGAGGGUAUGGGAGAGACAUCCGCACAUGGUUACUCGCACAGCUGGCAUCACCAUGUAUCCAGCUUGGGUCCUUGAGGAAUGGCAGCGUUUGGCUCAGAUGUCGCAGGUGCAACCUGCCACAGUCGAGUGGGCAAGCGCUCGGCACCUGCUUACAGAAGAACAACAUGGGAUCAUGGUCUGGACUGAUGGCAGUACCAGCCACUCCGGAGUCCCUGAACUGGUGCGUAGUGGCCUCGGUAUCUUCUACAAGCCUGGUUCUGCUCUGAAUUUUUGUGCUGCGCUGGCGGGUGAACUGCAAACCAACAAUCGUGCUGAGCUGAUGGCCGUUGUCCUUGCGGCUGAGCAGGGGGUUUCAUGGUGCCGUCCCAUGGUGGUGCAUUCGGACUCGUCCUGGGUUGUGAUGAGGGCUCGUACGCUGUCUACCCUGCAGUCUGUUCCUAAAUCGUGGGAGCAUUACGAGCUUUGGAUCCGGUUGUGGCAUGCUUGCAGCCAGAUUUCGUUGAAGUUCGUUUUCGUGCCAUCCCAUAUCUCGGUUGCUGACUGCGCUCAACAUGGUUUGACGCCUUCGCAGAUUGCAGGCAAUCAUGCAGCUGACGAGCUCGCGAAACGAGGUGCAGCACUUCACCAACAUCCUACUUGGACUGCACGGGUGCGGGAGUUUGGGCAGUUACUGCGUGACACCAUAUGGAUUCAGAUGUGCAUGAUGUGCAUUUGUGUUGCCAGAGCGCAGAAAGAAACUCAGAAGCCUGCGGUGACUACGCCUGCGGAUCACCAGCUAGUCUCACAAGGUUGGGCCCAGCUCCAGCAGCGACUCCUGCAGGCAGCAGAAAUGCAACCUACAGGAGGCCGUCGCUAUCGAGGCAAGGCCGCCCCCACUGGCUUGAAUGAUGGAGGCCCGCCUAACCCAGUCGAGCCUCCUGUUGAUGACUCCUCUCCACCUACCGGUGAGGUGCGUCGUCGUCCGAUUCAGGUCCAUGCUCUAGCGCUCAGGCGCGGUGCUCGCAUUGGUGAUGCUGUUUCCAUGGAGUGGCGUGAUGUUCCCAAACCAUGGCUGUUGGUUACCCGCGCUACGGGUUGCUCCACUCGCGAUGAAGGCAUGACACAGCAGCUUGGCGUGAAACCUUGCCUACUGCCCGCCAUGGAGUUUUACUUGGGCCGCCUUCAGUGGCCGGAGGGAGGCCGCAGCCAGGACAUAUCUUGGCUUGAACUAGCUAUUGAUUUCGAAGUUGCUACGGGGGUUUUGUUGGAGAUGCCUCGAGUCUCCCAUCCGAAGCACCUCGGCACUCGUGGCCGUGCUUUCUCAGCUGCGGCCUCUGCUGUCGGAAGAUAUGUUCGCCGUAGACCGUGGCCUGUUGGUUUGGGCUCGCAAACUGUGAACUGCUUGGGUCGUAGCUAUGGCCUUCCCCGCACUUCCGGCUUGGCUUGGAGGCCGCUGCUUCUCAACCCUGAGACGGUUGAACAUUUCUUCCGAGUGGCCGGAGAGGCAACGUAUGCCAGUGAUGCUGACUUCUUUCAACAGCAGCCCCCGCUGCUGGUGCCAUCUAGAGAGUCUGAGUGGGAUGCUAAGGUCCGCAGAGUGCCCAUUUACGUCAGGCGUGAAGAGCGGCGUGGACAUGAGGAGGAGGCUCAACUUCAGUGGUGUGUUCAGGUUGAUGCGGCUACGUCUGCUUCGAGUGCCCCGGCUGCAACCUCCCGCACGGUUUCCUCGAAGCUCUCCAAGAAGAUUACUGAUUGGGAAAAGAGACGCAAGCGUGUGGAUUCCCACAAUGAGAAGGCUGCGGAGCUCAAGCUCCAUUGGGUCAUCCUUCCAGAGCCACCUGAUCCUUCCUUGUCAGGUAAAGUCUAUUCCGAGCGUGUCAAGACCCUCAAGGUGCGAUGCGAGUGGUGCCAGCGCGAGAGACCACUGUCUGAUUUUGGGGAUUUCCUCCAACGUAAGUGCACUGCGUCUCGAGAGCCGUGA
This is a messenger RNA of Symbiodinium sp. CCMP2592, 3189 nucleotides long. NCBI's taxonomy places the organism in Eukaryota, Dinophyceae, Suessiales, Symbiodiniaceae. The record is from the annotation of a GenBank genome assembly.